Setaria italica (foxtail millet) is the source of this 2334-nucleotide messenger RNA. Its product is annotated as scarecrow-like protein 1. Gene Ontology annotation, cellular component: nucleus. Gene Ontology annotation, molecular function: sequence-specific DNA binding; DNA-binding transcription factor activity. Gene Ontology annotation, biological process: regulation of DNA-templated transcription. Lineage: Eukaryota; Viridiplantae; Streptophyta; Magnoliopsida; Poales; Poaceae. The record is from RefSeq and is a predicted model, not a curated record. The transcript has 4 exons. The coding region runs from base 315 to 2000 and encodes 561 amino acids.
CACCGUUUCUCCCCCUCGUCGCGUCCUCGUCCUCUCCUCUCCUCUCCUGCCCGUCCCCCUCGCUUGUCUUCUCCCCCACCUCCUGCUCCGCGCUCUCGUCUCACCCGCCGCAGGCAGCUUACCCGUUCGUCUCGAUCGGCUCCGCCGUCCCAGCCCAGCCGACGCCGCCCCGCUCCGGCCGGUCCUCGUGGAGGUGUUAGGAGUUGUUUGGGCUGAAUUGAUCGGUGGAAGACUGGAAGCUGCACAUUCACUUUUAUCUCAGAUUUGAAAAGUGAUUAAUUGAUCUGGCAGGCUGAUAAAUUGUCAGAUAAAUAAUGUCUUUCGUUAGGCAAGCAGACCCAUCAGCAUCCUGUGCGGAGAGUCCUUACAUUCACAAAUUUGGGCCACCAGGCUCAGUUUUCCCAGCACAAUUUGCCUCUGGUACAGAAUUGCUUCAUCAUGGACCUCAACCGUACAAUGCUGAGGGCUAUAGGCAGUCUGGUUUCAAUGGCACAGCGGCUCAUGCAUUUCAGAGCUCGUUUUACAAUACUGAUAGCCAUGUUGAAUCUCACUUCAAUGAAGCAACAUGUUCUCCAGCAAACUCCAAUAUAUCUCAGCAGAACUCCCAGUCUUUGUCAGACAAUCAGACCGCCGAUCUUGAAGUAGAGUUUGAUGAAGAUGAGAUGAGGCUAAAGCUUCAGGAGCUUGAGCAUGCUUUACUCGAUGAUGGUGAUGAGAUCUUUUCUGAUUUAUCAGGAAUCAUUGAUGAUGAGUGGAAUGAUAACAUGAAGAACAAUGACUGGACUAAUACCAUGAAGAAUAUCAUGAGUCCAGACUCUCCAAAAGAGUCAUCACCGGAAUCAAGCCUCUGUUGCCCUGACAGCAAUAAUGGAGAAGCACGGCAUCCAAAACAGUUGCUCUUUGACUGCGCUGAAGCAAUUUCUGAGUAUAGCGUCGAAGAAGCACAAUCAAUAAUAACAGAAUUGCGACAGAAGGUUGCAAUUCAGGGAGACCCUUCGCAGAGAAUUGCAGCCUAUCUUGUGGAGGGCCUUGCUGCCACAAUACAGUCUUCAGGGAAAGGGAUCUACAGGGCUCUGAGGUGCAAGGAGGCCCCUACUCUGUACCAGCUUUCAGCUAUGCAGAUCCUCUUUGAAAUAUGCCCAUGCUUCAGGCUAGGCUUCAUGUCCGCCAACUAUGCUAUUCUUGAAGCCUGUAAAGGUGAAGAGGUUGUGCACAUUAUUGACUUUGACAUCAACCAGGGUAGCCAGUACAUAAAUUUGAUCCAGUUCCUACGGAAUAACAGUAACAAGCCACGCCUUUUGAGGAUAACAGGAGUUGAUGACCCAGAGUCAGUGCACAGGGCUGUUGGAGGACUGAAGGUUGUUGGUCAGCGACUCGAGAAGCUUGCAGAGGACUGUGAGGUACCAUUUGAGUUCAGGGCAGUGGCUUCUAACAUCGAGGAUGUGACACCUGGAAUGCUGGAUUGCCGUCCUGGAGAGGCCCUCAUUGUUAACUUUGCAUUCCUGCUGCACCACCUGCCCGAUGAAAGCGUCUCAAUUGUGAACGAAAGGGACCAGCUCCUCCGUAUGGUGAAGGGUCUCCGACCAAAACUAGUGACAGUGGUGGAGCAGGAUGCAAAUACUAACACCACCCCAUUCCUUGCAAGGUUCCGUGAGGUCUAUGACUAUUACUCGGCACUUUUUGAUUCACUAGAUGCAACCCUUCCAAGGGAAAGCCCAGAUAGAAUGAAUGUGGAGAGGCAAUGCCUGGCACGAGAAAUUGUCAACAUCUUAGCUUGUGAAGGUCCUGACCGUGUGGAAAGGUAUGAGGUGGCUGGGAAAUGGAGAGCAAGGAUGGCGAUGGCUGGCUUUGUACCGUCCCCAUUUAACAGCAACGUGAUUGAUGGCAUAAAAUCUCUACUGAAAUCAUACUGUGACAAGUACAGGUUCGAGAAGGUACACGAUGGCCUCCAUUUUGGCUGGGGAGACAAGACGCUCGUCGUCUCGUCGGCAUGGCAAUAGAAGCACAUGUCUCAGAUCUUAGCACUGCUGCAUUUUAGGCGCCCCUGGUGCAAGAGUAGAGAUUUCUACCACCGUAUUGUUAACCUAUCAUAUACUCAUAUCAUAUCUGACCUUAGCGUGCUGCUUGUAGACUUAUGAGGUCUGUCUAGUUUGUUAGAUGAAAUAUGUUGCGUAUUGUACACAUUUGUGCAGAGUCACUGGUGUACAGUGUACUUAAUUUUGCCCUUCUUUUGGAAGGGUAGAUCGCAAUAUGCCGACACUGUUUCAUGUAUAAAGUCUUGUGUGGAUGCUAGCUGAUAGAUGGGAUAAAUAACAAAAAUUCGUCAUUCAGCCC